GAACAUGGAUGAAAACCCGAUCUCGCCGAAACUCGCUGAAAUCGCUGCGAUCCCGGGCCAGCUCGAUCGUCGAGUCGAUCAAGGAUGUUAUGUCCAAGGAGACGAUUAUGACUAUUUGGAUCCAGAGCGCCCUGCCUUUUUUGAUCGCAGCAGUUUCCGCUUUUUUGUAAAAAUUCCGCAAAUGAUCGCUCUAUCCACGCCGAUUAUGGGGCUGAAGGGAAAUCUGGACAUGACUUUUGCAUCGAGAUUGGCAACUAUGAGUCACCAAGGAAAACUUGACACAUGGGAUGGCAUCAAGAAAAGAGUACCGAUCAAUAUGAUGUUGGUGCAGGCUCAAGCCAUGGUCAUCUCCUUUUUCGCCACGGCGCUUACUUUGGCCCUUUCUGCUAUUCAGAAUGCAGUCGGCGUUGCCGGGGCACCUUCGAUGGAUUCCAUUGGCGUGCACAUCCCGCUAAUGAUCGCCACCGGCCUAAUGACAAUCUGCACGUCUUGCGGCGUGAUGGACACCGUCAUGGCCACCAUGGUUAUUGUUUCCAGACGCAAAAACGUGAACCCCGACAACAUCACCGCCCCCAUUGCCGCGUCGAUGGGCGAUCUGGCGUGCAUGUGCUUGCUGGUAGCCUACGGCUCGCUACUCUUCAUCCCGUACAGCAAUGAUUCCUCUUGGCGAAUGAUCCCGUCGAUCGUGCUCGCCAUCGUGAUCAUGUGCACGUGGCCGUACUGGAUGUACAAAUGUCUGCAAGACGAGAAGUGCAGAACCAUGCUGAAGACGUCGUGGUUCUCCUUGAUUGGAUCUGCCAUGUUCUCGGCAUGCGGUGGCUUCAUCUUGCAAAUCUGCGUAAAUUCCUUCCCGGAAAUGUCGCUCUACCAACCGCUUAUGGCCGGAAUCGCCGGAAACCGCGUGGCCGUCCAGUCGUCUAGGAUCGCCUCGCUGCUAUAUCGGGAUCACAAGCCUGGUGAGCUUCCGGAAGGCCGCUCGCUGUGGCACUACCUCUCCCCGUGGAGAUGCUAUCUGUCGAAAGAUACCGAUGCGGGCGCUGCUCGAUUGUUGCUUGCUACGGCUGUGCCGUUCCAGGCAAUCUUCGUCUCCCUGACGUACCUCGUCUCGUACAUCCUCCACAAAUCCGGCGUCAUCGACCCGUUGCCGAUGAUCAAUUGGCAAUUUACGCUGGGAUAUCUUAUCGCUGCGUUUGUCCAGAUCCUGAUCCUGCUCUGGUGUUGUCAGCUGAUCGUGUUCGCGAUGUGGAGAUUCAAGAUGGACCCCGACUUGCACGCUAUUCCGAUUUUGACGGGAAUGGGCGACUUGUUCGGCACGACCUGGGCCGCUGUCACCUACGUCAUCCUCUACCAACUUACCCCAAGCUCGAUUCGGACUACUUUUGACCCGAACGGUUUGUCGCCUCCUUGGAGCCCUGAACCAUCAUAUCCUGAACCGGAGGCCGAGAUCGACAAUGUCGAAAAUGAGGAAAGCGUCGAGGGCCCGGGACAGCACCUCACCUGUGCCGAAAGUUCAAAAACGUUCAUUUGCGAAAAUGAAGAAAUCAUCGUCGCCGGAAGUGAGCAAGUCACGGAUGCGGGAAAUGAAGAGACUAUUCAAGCUAAUGAAGCGAGCAUCAAUGCAGAAAAUCAAGAAAUCGUCGAGGCAGAGGGAAAGCACCUCACCUGUGCGGGAAGUGAAGGAACGAUCAGUUGCGACAGGCAGCAAGAGUUGCGACAAGCUCCGGUUUUGUGCCCGAAGGCCUUUGGAACAAUCGACGAGCCAGACGGAAGCAAGAAGAAAGGAUGGACAUCUAUACGAUGGAAAGAGCUUCUACGCGAUCUUUGUACGGAUGAAGACGAUGAUACCGAAAACGGUCCUGAUUGGAUCCGGCGGUUCGAUGACGUGAUACCUUGGAGAACUCCGGGGGACGAAGCCGCCAAUGAACGCUUGUUCGGCAACAGAAGACAACUUCACCGAUUGCUGGAGGAGUGUGUCUACGACGAUUUAUCGGAUCCUCAGAAGGCAGCAACCGUGAACUUCAUCCGAGGCGGAGGCCGAUUUUUGCUGUUUGACGAGGGCGGGCUCGGGAAAUCGAUGGUGGGCGCUGGCGACAAUGAGGCGAGGAUUAUAUUUGGUCAAAAACUACCUGCCCUUGGCGGAGUGCGUGACGGUUCGGAAGAAAGACGACAGGCUCCCCAGGAAGCCGUCGUGACUUGGGAUGAAAGUCAGCAUGUGAAGAAUUGGAAGAGCGAUCGUACUAAAAAUUCCCGAAACUUGGUGGCUAAUGCCGAACGGGUAAUCUGCAUCUCUUCCUUCCUCUGCAACGUUCUCCAA
Mesorhabditis spiculigera is the source of this 2314-nucleotide messenger RNA. Lineage: Eukaryota; Metazoa; Nematoda; Chromadorea; Rhabditida; Rhabditidae. The record is from the annotation of a GenBank genome assembly.